Nomia melanderi (Alkali bee) is the source of this 12062-nucleotide messenger RNA. RefSeq lists its product as uncharacterized. Gene Ontology annotation, cellular component: cytoplasm; neuron projection; plasma membrane. Gene Ontology annotation, biological process: G protein-coupled receptor signaling pathway; positive regulation of GTPase activity; intracellular signal transduction. Lineage: Eukaryota; Metazoa; Arthropoda; Insecta; Hymenoptera; Halictidae. Gene Ontology annotation, molecular function: GTPase activator activity. The record is from RefSeq and is a predicted model, not a curated record.
GAACGUGCACGAGAACGUCCGAAGCCGGGCCGAGCAGAUGACGUUCUAGGACGCGGCGACAUGGCUGCGGUGUUCGAUUUUCACGAAACUAAAGCACAGUAUUGUCGUCGGUCGGUUUAAAUCGUGACCCGCUCUCUCGUCCAGCACCGAUAGCGGACAGUGCCUGUAAAGUGUCGCGGAAAGUAGUCGGAAAAAUGAGCAGACAAAUUGCGCGCGCGAUCCAUUCUCACCCCUCCUUCUCCCUUGCGCUCGCUCUCUCUUCCUUCCUUCCGUUCCAGCCCCCCUCCCUGUAACACUUUCGCAUCCCUGGUUCGUUCGGGCUGCAAACGUGUCGCGCGAUACGACGCGACGUUUCACUGUUGUUUCUUCGUCUUUCUCCACCCUUCUCCCCUAUUAGGUACAUUUUCUUCGCGUUAAUCAGCGAUAAUCGUAAGAGUAACUAGAGGAAUAAGAAUAAGAAUAAUGAUGGCGUGAUUCGUUCCGACGCGAAGCUCGAGUCGGGGGUAACCGAGAUGGUUCGCUCCGGGUUGCCGAAGUGCGUAGGUACGCAUAGAGGGAAAACUCGCGCGGACGGAUCGUGAGGGCAACGGGGUAGGAAUUACGGUGAAGGGGUGUGGUACGUGAUAGAACAGUUGAGUUUCGAUCGUUUUCACAGCCUUCGCCCCCGUCUUCUUUCCGAUUUUCUCUUUCUCGUGGAUCUAUGCACUAUCCUCCCUUCGCGUUGUGCUAUCUCCCGGUGUUCGUCGCCAUGGAAAUUAUGAUCGGAGCAGGAGCGAUAGCGGUGUCGUCAAGGUGGUUGGUGCUAGUGGCUGUGCUGGUACUGGUAGUGGUGUCGGUGGUGGUGCCGCUGCCAAUGGUGUAGCGCGGGUGUGCGCGCGCGGUGCUGUUUCGACAGCAUACAGUGCGGACGGUAGCUUUAGACUCCGCGGAAGAAGGGCCGUGAGCUCGACCGUGCUCCGAUGGCCUGAUAUACACUACGAAACGCGUAUAUGAAGCUACACUGCCCUGACUCGUCGAUCCAGUCGGUUGAUCGUCGAAAUGGAGAUUAGACCGGAGGAACGACGGACUAGAAGAAAAGGCGGUGUCCUGUAUCACGAUUCCAUCGCAUAGUGCGAUUCGUCUAGAAUGAUUUCGCGGUUCGAUCCCUGCACUUCUCCGUACAGUUUUUAUAUACGUUUACGUGGCUGACAUCGAAGAAGGCAUCGCAGCUUGUACAUAUGGAAAUGCUGCAAUGAAUAUCGAACACGUAUUCCGAACGGCUAAUCUAAAGCUUCGAGAAUGCGAUCCGGGUCACCUCGUAAUUUCUUGCCGUCUUACCGAAAUUUGAACGACCAACGAAGAAAUUGAAUUCUGAACGCGAAUCGAUUGCUUCCUAGUGGGCGUGCGGGGGUGACUGGAGUGAUGGGAUGGGGCCAGAGCCCCAUGGAGUUCGGGUAAACCCGUCUCCGGCCCAGCUCCCCAGCCCCCUCCGCCAUCAAUAUCGCCACUGCUCCUGCCAGCGUCGCAGAGGGCCGCCACGAUCGCGAUGGAGGCCUCUAGCAAUCAACAGCAGAAGGAGAAGGAGCCACGUGUUCAUAGGCCUUAUGCCUUCGAUAAGAUGGAGGGGCUGGUGCGGGAGAUGCAAGACCCUGAAAACGGGGUACCCGUGCGCAGCCAAAAGCAAUUUCUUACCUCAAUCCCCUCAGCUUUCAUGGGUGAGUGUCAUCGGUAUCUACGUUGCGGGGUAAACGUAAGCGGCUAUCAUGGUCAGGACACUACAGUAGGCUGCCUGCGUGUUGCAGGUUACGAUCUCAUCGAAUGGCUGAUGGAGCGGCUUUCCAUCGAAGAAUCAGUAGAGGCGGUCCACAUUGCCAAUCAACUCUGCCAGUAUGGCUACUUCUUCCCGGUAAAUGACUCCAAGACACUCACCGUAAAAGAUGAUAGUUCUCUGUAUAGAUUUCAGACACCAUAUUAUUGGCCAUGGCAACAUAGAACCCCUGAUAAUGUGGAGUAUGCUAUUUAUCUGGCUAAGAGAACUCUGCGAAACAAACAACGACAUGCUCUUGAGGAUUACGAGAUCGAGGCUUUAAAUAGCUUACGUAGAAACUUACAAAACAAGUGGGAAGCUAUACAACUUCAAGCCGAAGAGCAGGUUCGAUUGUCGAAGGAGCGAAAAAAAGGGGAUAAGAUAGUGAGUGAUUCCCAAGAACGAGCCUUUUGGAGAGUUUAUAGGCCACCGCCUGGUUGCCUCAGUAGUCUCGACAUAGCACCUGUACCUACGCGUUUUCGUCCUGGACUUUCGCGUCCGCCAUCGCGCAAACGUACUUUAACCGAUCUGCAGCGCGAGGUGGCCUUUUUGGAGAACAGCUUAACACGCACAAGAAUAAAGGUUUCAACUGCAAUUGAAAAUUUAAAAUCGUAUUUCGAAACGUACGUGGAAUACGAUCCAAUGUUUGUACAACCGCAACCAUCCAAUCCUUGGAUCACUGACGAUCAAACGUUUUGGCAACUAAACAGUUUUGUAGUGGAAAUUCCAACCGAAAAACGUGUUAAACGUUGGGCCUUAUCGAUGGAAGAGUUAAUGUCUGAUCCUACAGGUUUGCAAGAGUUCACGAAUUAUUUAAGAAAAGAGUAUAGUCACGAAAACAUACGGUUUUGGUUGGCAGUUAAAGACUUACGACACAGUUUCCAAGCACAAAUACCCGAUAAGGUCAACGAAAUCUUCAAAGAAUUUCUGGCUCCCGGAGCUCCCUGCGAAAUAAAUAUUGAUGGAAAAACGAUGGAAAAGGUUCACCAAGAGAUGAAAAAUCCAAGCCGAUUUACAUUCGACGCCGCUGCUGAACAUGUUUAUACGCUACUUUUGAAGAAGGAUUGUUAUCCUAGAUUUAUUCGUUCCGAUCAGUACCGCAACCUUUUAACAGCUGGCGCGCAACCCUUACAAAAAAAGAGAUUUUUUUACUUCGGUGGACAAACGAAGAAGAAAAUUUCUUCGACGUCAACCACAACACCUAGCACUUUGCAACACGCUGCAGGUAGUACAGUCGGUGGCAAACGCAGGGGAAGCGAUCGGAGCCUAUCUGGAUCUGCCCACGAAUUAGCUAUUUGCGGUGUUAGAGAUACAACGUCGACGCCCCGAGUGCCACAUUCUCACAGUCAGUCGAAUCUUACCGACAUACCAUACAGGGGAGAUCUGGCUCGAUUCAUAAAAAUCUCUACAAGGCCUAUCACGCAUAGUAUUCAGGAUGUUGGCACGUCGGAAGCAAUGGCUCGCCCUACAGACGACGUUUGCCCAUGGGACACGGCCCCAGGUCCCAGUACAGAGCACGCCACGGGUUCCGCGGGACCGCACCACCUGACAUCAUCUUCGACAAUGUUGUCAGUUGAAGGUCAACUCGAAGAGAGCGGCAGCAAUGUGGCCGGAUUGUUGCAAUCCGUCGAACUUUCACGCGCAUCUCGCAAAAAUUCGACGCAAUUGGAUUCCUGUAGCUCUUCGUCUGAUGUCAGUCUAGCAGUGACGGAGGUCUCCGAACACCUUCGGAAAUCAUGCUCCAUGCAGCACAGCAGUAGCAUAUGUGUCGCGCCAACGAUAACUGAAAGGACUGGAGCUGGGUCCGAGACGAUGGCCAGAAACUAUUCGAUCGGUUCAACUUUUAGAAGAGUGAAACUUGCAGAAAUCGGUCGACCGCCUGCGUCGUACAAUGAAGAGUCUGAAAGUCACAUUAUAAAAACGAAAGUCUUGUCCUUCGAGAAGGACUAUCCGAUGAGAGCUUCGGCUAAAGCUCCUGUAAUAAGUAUUAGCGCAAUCGUGGGCGAGUUAACGGAAAAUCCGGACGACGGUUGCGCGAGACUGGCGGAGGUAGAGGAAAAGAGGGAGGAAGACGAUUUAAAACGAAAAGAGUUAGAACCCGAUAGAAGUGAUACGACUGAUACUGCCGAGAAAGACUCGGCGGAUCUGGCUCAAGCGAAAUCGGAAACCGUGGAGUUGCUGGAAGAGGCGCAGGUUGUUCCUGUUUGGAAACCGGACACUCAACAGAGCGAUCAGACAGCGCCUGUCGCUCAAUCGGCAGCUCAGCGAAAGCGUGACAAUAACGUUAACGAAGUUUGCCCGUGGGAAGACGAGGAAAACUGCAGAGUGGAUGCACCGUAUGUAAAAACUUAUUCGACUUUAGGUUAUCUAUAACUUAGCGUUAACACCAAACUUACACUUUACACAUAAACAUUCAGAAGUGCAAUCUGGAUUUUACUUUGUCUAAGUUCGAGUGCCCGAGCUUACGAAAUUGCUUUACCGGUAUUUUCAUUUUUUGUCACUUGAUUCUCGGUAGCGAUCGAGAGAGAAACGAAGGAUUAUUUGCCAACAUCGUUUAACACGGCGAGGAAACAUAGUCUCGGCGGAGGAAGAUAUAUCGGAAAGACUUCGUUUGCAAUUUAAAGAUAAAGUAUUUACGCGGAUGCGUGCAAUAUGUAGUGGUAUCGUGUAUAUAAGUAGCGAUAGAGAUGUUAAAACGCUAAACGCAUUUAAUGCUAGUACACGGGGAAUACUCCUUGCAAGUUGCAUCGCCUUGAGAAAUGUGUAUGUGAAGGCAACUUCGAGACGUCGUUGUUUCAAAAUACAUCCUACGAUAUACCAUUUUAUUUUAAUCCUGAAGGAUACAAUAUUAUUGAUUUAUAGAAAUUCCUGCAAAGUCGUUUCUGCGUACGUAAAUCAGUAAACUAUGAGAUGUACAUUAGAGUAAAAUAUUUCAGCGUGCACUGAAAUUAGACAUUGAAUUGUGAUUAAAAGAAAGAAGUAUAUACUAUCAUGUCUAUCUAUGUUGCUAAACGAUGAAAUGUAAUUUAAGGUACUUGGUGAUAUAUUUCUCUGUUGAACGAUCGAACGAUCAGAGUAGCGACGCGUAUGUCGAGAAGACGUUUACGUUCAGUAUUAUGAAAGUAUUAAAGGCAACAUUACGAUCCGCGGGUGCUUGUCAAAUAUGAGCCCAUUGACCGCUCCGGCAAGUCGUAAGUAUCUUUAAUACUUUAUUUCGUACGGAUAAUGAUCCUUUAUGCUUCGGUAAUUAUUUAUUCUCUCGGCUACAGGAAAACCUUUCUUCUUUUAAUACGUUAAAUAUCUACGUAUCACAUUAUUAUUAUUAUCAUCAUCAUCAUCAUCAUCAUAAUUAUUAUUACUAUUAUUAUUAUUACUAUUACUAUUAUUACUGCCAGUAUUAUUAUUAUUGUUAUUAUUACUCGUUGCCAAUGCGUUUUAUAUAUGUUAAAUAUUUUUUGCACAUACAAUUUAUCGAGAAUGUUACCAUUAAAUCCAAAUAGAUCGUUUAUGAAAAAAUGUCGGUUAUUUAGAUUACUGUUCUCGUAAUAGAAUCGCUAUAAUGCGGUAAUAUUCGACUAUUGUCCAACGUAAGUGGUUAGUCGUACGUUUACCUGACGCGUAAAAACUAUCCAAGUACAAACUAUUUAAUGCGAUGAAUUAUUAAACUUGCUUACGGCCUGGAUUCACUACUACGGCCUCUGUUAUGUUUAAGACAUAAGGUAAAAGUAAAAGAGUCGAGUUGUUUCGGUUUCAUCAUAGAAAUUCGAUGUGUAAACUAUUACCACUAUUACUACUCGCUGUCUGUAAUUCUGUGAAAUGAAAUUAAGCGGAGGGAGAAACGAAGAAAGCUAAAUAGGAAUGUAGGAAUAACGUUUCAAGUUUCGAUCGCCUAAAAAUAUUUGUCUCUGAAGAUGCUUCGGAGGUGCAAUGGAUUCUUGGUACUGUCGCUGCCCCAGUACCUCGAGUCCAUCAAUACGGAUUAAGUAGAUAUCGAUAAAGGUAUAAAUACACGUUGAUCGAACGAUUCAUCUACUUCUCCUUCUACAAAAGAAACGGAUUAAAGUGCUGCUCGAUGAACACAACUGGAACGUCUUAUUGUAUUUUAAGGACGAGGAAAAUAAACUCGAAUAACCGCUAAUCUAGGUAAUUAUAUUUACAUAAAUGUUGCACAAAUCACAAAAGAAAGUACAGAACGACAAAUGUAUCGAGCAUCUGUGCGCGUGCUCCGCUCGUUAAAUAAAAUGACUACGUUUUUAUAACAUGGAAUGCUGACGGAAUGUAUCAAUAAUGUGAUCGACCAUUGUCCUGGCGAAGGUUCAAAUAGUAGACACGAUCGAUUUAACGAAGGAAAUUUAAUGUUUCUCGCCGAGCACACUUGGCGGAAGUCGUAAAGGUUUUAUCUAACGGUAAGAGAAUUACGUUGAACGAGACUACUGCAUACAUAUAUCUGGGUAUUAGCGAAUAAACGUUUCGACGAGCGAUUAAUAUUCCUUGGAUUAAUUUCAUUCCGUUUACACGAUAACGUUUACAUUAACAACGUAAAGAGAGGUAGCCUAGAGACGAAAAUAAAGUAUUUAGUCUGUAUUAGAGUUCGGGCACUCGAGGCGAGUCCUAAGAAAUUUAAAGUAUUAAUAAUGGAGAACGUACCGGUAAUUUCGGAGCCCCUUAUAAUUAUUGUAAACAUUCUCAUUCUAGAUAGAUAGUCAUAAAAGAUGAUACGAUGAAAAUGACAAAUAUAUUACAGUCCUUAGGGAAACGAAUAUAACACGAGUUCAGUAUAGAUAUGUGUUAAGAUUAUUCGGUUAAUCGUGACUGAAGCUGUCGGUAAGAAUAGUCUCGUCGUAUGACUGGAUCUUAUUUGUGAGCUGCGACAAUUCAUAACUGGAGGGAAUUUAUUCGUUUACAUUAUCUUGUAUAAUUCUAUUCAAGGAAUUCUGGGAGUAUCUCCGGAAGGAAGCUUCAAGACGAAUCAAAAACUAUUUUUGUUCUCCAUUUUCAGAGAUAUUUAUAUAUAUACAGAUACCUAUAUUAUAUAUAUAUACUUAUAUACGCAUUUCCGUACUGUCUGUACAACUUGAAUGAUAAACAUUGAAGAAUAGAUUUUAUCCGUCGCGUAUUAUAGUAUUGAUCUUGUUACCAUUCGAGGGACAGCUUAAAGGAUCGCUAUAUACUCUGGAUCUUCUGUCGCCAUUUCAUUUCAUGCCACUCUUAAUACGGCUAUAUUACAAACACCAUUAGAUUGCAGUGAAUCUAGCAAAUGGAAAUUGAUACGAUUACUAAUUAUAUUCAUUCGAACGGAAUUAGGCGUACACGGAGUUUGUCUGAAUAACAUGUAUGCACGUGCGUACAUACAAGCGGAUACGAGGUGAUUUCUUACGAGAAAUAUUUAAAAAUAAUUAGAGAAUAAUAGGUAUUCGUUCGUCCGAAGUUCGAGGAACUUUUACGAAAGUCGAGUUCAUAAAUCGCACAUGUGUACAGUUACGAUUAAAAUACUGCUGUAGUAUGUGAACAGUUUUCAUUCGAUUACUGAGGCCACCGGAUACGCGAGGAAAAAAUCGAAGUUAACGAGUACAAAGAGUGGAGAAAAAGUCUUGUUAAAUGCAGCUUUGUAAUUAUUUGAUAAUACAGUAUUGUUGCUAAAAUGUCCUUUUGUUCUUCCUGGAAUUUAAUAAUGCGCGAUAUAUAAUAAUUCGUUCAUACAUGCUAUUCAGCCAGAUCCUGCUGUAUUACACCAGUAGUUACAUUUACACGGGGCAUUUCAAAACAUGUAGGCAUAACUGCAGAGAUAAAUUGAUCAGACAAAGCUAAUAAAAAAGUUUCUCUAACCAUGUACUCUGAAUGACCUUAUUUCCAGAAUGUUAGUAUUCUAAUUGUAUCUUUUUAUCAACUAAGCGAACGUAACGUUUGCCUCGAUUUCAUUAAAAAUAAUUGAAUAAUCAUAAAUUAUUGAGCUUCACUACAAUUUUCUAAACAUCUCGUAUAAAUCUCCUCUGAAUCUCCUCUGUUACGAAGAUUAGAAAUGAGAUUUGCAGUAUCGACAGUGAACAUCCGAACAGAAUCAGUUUGGCCAUCAUACUUGCAUUGAGAUUCAUUGAAGUAGUGACGUAAAUGCUUUAACGCGAAGAAAGUACAACUUAAUGCAAUUUCAUUGAAUUUUCUCUGCCAACGAGAUUCUUUUUGUUAUCUCCACGUAUCCCACUAAACUUCGAAGAUACGUUUAUAUAUUUCGAUAUACCCUUUCGAUACGAGAACAGUAUUAAAUGAACAGCAACAAGAGAAACAUCCACGAUACUUCUGAGAAAGUACAAGCUGCAAAAUUUACCAGUUGUAAUUUUAUUAUUACAAAAUGUAUGAGAGCUACUCGUUUAAUCGGUACGUUUCUGAUAAUAUAAAUUUUUUAAUUUAUUUAAAAUUACUAUUUCAAGAUUUCCCGGAUACGGCAGUUCCGAACCAUACGAACGAUUCAAUUUUUUCACUAAGAACGUCUUCCAGUGUUUUGAAUGAAAAUUAGUAGACAAUGGAAGUUAUAAAUAGAAUACAUUAUUUUGAAUUAUAUUGAAUUGACCGUUUGUAUUGUAACACGAGAGAAUAGGAGAAAUAUAACUUAAGAUAAGAUAUAAUUUACAAGUAAGAGUGACAUUUAUUUAUUGACUAGAGAUAAUUUAAGGUCCCAUGUUAAUCGUGUUAUCAUAAGUCAGAUUUGCGGUUUGCCAAAUUUUACAGAUAUAUUAUCAUCAGUAUUGCAAUAGGCAUCAUUCAAUCGAGAAUGUAUCGGUGAAAGUGGAGCAAUCCCAGAAUAGAUUCAAAUAGUCGUAUUCUUUCUUCAAGGAUGUAACGUAGCCUUUUUGAAGAAUGAGUUUGUUCUCCUAUGUACUUUAUAUAUUUCACACGUAUGUAUGUACAAUUUUGCUAACUGAAAUUCGUUUGAUUUCAAAAGGUACAUAAAAAAGUAUAUACACGGCGCAUGACGUGCGAAAUUGAAAUUAAAUUUACAAAAUUCCUUACCGAAUGCUAAGGUUUUCUUCUUGUUCUUUCCCCCUCAGCCUGGAUAGUUAUGUAACAAUACAAUUGAAUGAAAAUGAGCCAUAUUUACCACCGAAAGACUGACAAUGUACCUGAAAACCCCAACAAAAACUACAAGCAACAACGAGGCUCCUAACGAAAGAGUUUAGAACGACGAGUAGUGCUGUCCGAACGUUUCGAUGUUGAAAACAUUGCUGACGGAAAAUACAAAAAGAAAAAUGAUUACGCCGCGUUUGUGAGGAAUCUGGUGACCGAUUCAAGAUUUCAGCGAUCCUUGGAGUGUCCCAUAUGAUGUUUUAUCCGUAUUUUAUAUUAGAUCAAAUUAUUCGCGUAUUACUUUCGCAGGAGUUCAGGGCUUAUACACUUAUUGUUGUUAACAAUAAGUUAAGAGGAUAAUGUAGAAGCUAUUUAUUAGUUUCACUUAUUAUACGAUUACUUUCUAGAAAAUUUCUAACACUUCGGUUCGAGGAAUAUCGCUUUUAUUUCAUUUUAAAAGAAAUUAUUUUCCAAAAGUAAUUCGAACAAUAUUCUUAACAAUAGUAUCGAAGUAAACGAAUGAGAAAGAUAAAAGAUCGUAACACACAACGGUACGAUUUCGUUAAAUACGUUUCUUUCAAACAGCUAAAGUUCGACAAAUCAUUAACAGACAAAAUAAACGAGGUGUACAUCUUUAUAUUUCAUAAAUAUUGGAGAAAGGAAGAUUAACGUGCAUUUAUAUUAACAGUUUUCAAGCCUUCGACUAUUCUAGGCAGAGAAAAAGUGCUUUUCGUUCAUUUUUUUCAAAUGGAAAUUGUGCGAGAAAAAUAGACGACAGUAUAAUUCAAAAGGAAAUUAUUAGAUUUUUGCAUUGAAAGAGGAUCAGAAUUAUGUAUGACUUUAAAAGAAAUAAAAAAACGAGGCAAAGGAAACUCAUAAAUAGAAUCCAGAUAUGUAUGAAUAUGUAUGAUUAUAUAUUAAUAUAUAUAUAUAUGUGUGUAUAUAUACUCCCGCUCAAAAGUUUGAAAUCAUCGAUUUAUCUAGAAGAGAACCUGUAAUAGGUCUCUGAGAAAUUACUUACACGAAUGAAUAUUUAAAUUUUUAUAUAUUUCAAUUUAGUAUACGCAACGAUAGAAAAAUAAGAUUACUUUGAAAUAAGAUAAUUAUUUAAAAUUAUCUUCUGUUCCAUUUAAAGGGAAACUUUUCCAAAAUAGUACUAUCUCAAUAUUCAAUUGUAGAGAUAACGCACUGGCUAGUAAUUCUUCAUUAAUUAAUCGACGGACAAUUAUUCGCCUACUCCUCUCGUAUAAUUAGAACUUCGAUUCUUUAGUCUGCAGAACAUAAUAGCACUUCCAUGGUCCACUUUUUAUGCUCCCUAGCUUAUUGCAAUUGUUUCCUUUCAUUUUUUUAAGUUUAAGUAAAUUAAUCAACCGGAUUGUUUUUUAUUCUACUUUUUAGCGUGUCAAAUAUAGUAUAUACAUUAAUUACCGUAGGUAAUUCUUACUUUUGAGCGGCAAUGUGUGUAUAUAUAUAUAUAUUAUAUGUGAAUAUAUAUAAACCAUUGUAUUAUAAUCAGCCAUGAUCGUUGAAUAGGCAAUUAAUUUAGUCGGAAUUGCAGCAUUCGAUUGCCUCAUUUGAUCCGUACCGUACCCAAACCGAUAAACGAAGUUUCCUAGCGGAGGACAAAUUUUAGAAAACUAUGUUAUUACAUUUUAGACUAGCGAGAGAGAGUCGUGUGGCGCGGUUAGGGCCCAUUUCGUGUAUUUGUAUGAAUAUAUGAACGGCAUGAAUCAAAUGAAAUGGCGUGCAAAAUAAAAAGGGAAGAAGAUCUUUGUACCAAACACUUUGUAAUUGCGUUAGUGGUCUACAGCACGCCUAUCAUGAUUCGUUUCAACACUGUAUUCAAAUGUUGGACACAUCCGGUGAUUUACUUAUUUAUUAUUCAGCAUACAGGCAUACACGAAGAAUUUGAAUAUAUAAAUUGUUGGUGGAAGAAAAAAUCGAUUUAUCAUAUCUUAUAAUUAGCUUUUCAUUAAACUCUGCAAAACUAGUUCACAACUAAUUCAAUUUCAAGACGCAAUUGAAUAGUUGUGUUAUAAAGGAACCUCAAUUACAUAGUAGAUACCUGGAUAGUUGAGUAACUUAAUUUUUCCUGAAAUAUUUGAUUGCUUAUUAUUAAUGGUAGACAGAAACCAAACUAAAAUAAAAAUGUAGGACUUUUCCUCGUGCAGAUAUUCUUCCUGAACUUUCAUACGUUAAAGUUAAGUCCAAUGCGAUAAAUUGUUUCUAAAUUUAUUUCCCGUCUUUAUUUUUCGGCUAUCAAACGAAAUUGUCUUUACAGAUAUAUAUAUAUAUACAUAAGAUAUACAUACAUAUGUACAUAUGUAGGUGCUUAUAUACCUACCUAUACGUAUCUAUUUUAUUCGUAAAACAAUAUUUAUUUUACUUGAGGUUCUACUUUAAUUUUAUUUGUAUUACAAUGUCAUGUAAAUCGGUUCUUUCUUCGGGCUGUCUCGAUAUUGUUAAAUUACACGCGAGAAGAACAAAAAUGCAACGCGUUUGUUCUGAGACAACAGAGUACGUCGUAUAAUAUAAAAAAAAAAGCUGUAGUGUAUAUAGUUUUGUAAAGUAUCAACAGUGUAUAGUCAUCUAAAUGAUUGAACAGAGCUGCGUCGACGUAUUCACAUCGAUAGAGGCCAAUGUAAACUAUGCGUGACGAAUUUUCAUGAAGAAAUUAAGAUAUCCAACACACAUGGAUACAACACAACCGCAUAGUUCACCACGAUCACUAAAGUAAAUUGUUGCAUUGAAGAAAUUUUAUGACGCGUAAUUAAAUAACUGGUCAGUUUAUUAAACUUAGCUGCCAUUACGCAUACGUACAUGUCUCUAUGGAAACAAAUGCGUAUACGUAAAAGCAGGAAGAAUGUUGUUCGUUACAUAUGUAAUAUGUGAUACGUACGUAAUAUUUUAAGCUGUCAAUAGAAUGUCCUAAUAUUAAAUAUUAUAGUGACAUUAAUUGUGCUUCAUUUAAAAUUCCCUUAAAAGUUACAUUAGAUCUCGUUUAGGUCGUCGCACGAUUUUUCUAUAGCUAGUAGAGAAAGCUAACUAUUCGAAAAAUAGAGAUUUCGAAUGUCAAAAAUAAAUACAAUGACAGUAUUUUGCACGUUGGAUGCCGAAUUGAGAACACUGAAUUAUCUCGAAAAAUAUAAGUGAUACGAACAAAAUGUGCCAGACAAAAGUUACAAGAUGCGAAGUACCCAACAUAUCACGACAGGAG